AUGUCUGGCCGCGUCGGCGAAAGCAGCAGCCGCCGCCGCCGCACCGCGGCGAAGCCCCCGCGCUACGACCGCAGCAUCACCGUCUUCUCCCCCGAGGGCCGCGUCUUCCAAGUCGACUACGCCCGCAACUCCGUGAAGCUGGAGGGGAUCACCUCCGUCGCCGUGCGCGGCGCCGACUCCGUCUGCGUCAUCACCCAGCGGACCAAGGCACCGGCGGACCCGUUGCUGGACACAGCGGACCCCGCCUUCAUGCACCUGUUCCAGAUCACCGAGCGGCUUGGUAUGCUGGCCACGGGAAUGCCAGCUGACGGGAGAGCAUUAGCUCAGCAGGCAAGGAACGAAGCUGCAGGGUUCCGUCACAAGUGGGGAUAUGAAAUGCCUCCUAAGAUGUUGGCGCAAUGGUUGGGAGACAGAGCACAAGUUCGCACCCAGCAUGCUGGCAUGAGACCUUACAGAGUUGUUGCUACGGUCGUGGGAAUUGAUGAAGAGAAAGGAACUCCAGAUCUCUUUACAUGUGAUCCUGCUGGACAAGUCCUUGGCCACAAGGCAACCAGCGUAGGUCUCAAGGACCAGGAAGCUAUCGAGUUUCUCGAGGAAGCAAUGGCGGCCAAUUCUUCUUUAUCAUUCCAGGAAACCAUGGAGAUGGCAGUGUCUGCACUGCGACACGUCCUGGAGGAUAAUAGCCAAGGCCAUGACAUCGAGGUGGGAGUUGUCAGGAAGAAUUAUCCGAUCUUCAGAACGGUGUUGAGGCGCAUCUACAAAAAUCCGCUUGCAGGGCAGAGCAUCCUGGAUGGAGAAGGCCAGUAAUAUGCGAAUUUGUCAUGAGAUUGAUAGGACUGCAAUUUCUCCUAGUCGGUAGCGUUUUAGCGUGGGGUCUCAUUUCAAUCAGGCAGCCACAAAAGUCAGAACACACCUGCUCAACCGUCGGUCAUUUGAGUCUUUUACACUGAACUUCAAACCAUAACUGAUAGCAGUACUAUCUGACUGCUUAGGGCAUCUUCAAUGGUUGUAACUUGUAAGAUAGUUGUUGGUAG
Messenger RNA from Triticum dicoccoides, 1034 nucleotides. RefSeq names its product proteasome subunit alpha type-6-like. Lineage: Eukaryota; Viridiplantae; Streptophyta; Magnoliopsida; Poales; Poaceae. The coding region runs from base 1 to 807 and encodes 268 amino acids. The record is from RefSeq and is a predicted model, not a curated record. The transcript has 9 exons. Gene Ontology annotation, biological process: ubiquitin-dependent protein catabolic process. Gene Ontology annotation, cellular component: proteasome core complex, alpha-subunit complex; proteasome core complex.